This is a messenger RNA of Pristis pectinata (smalltooth sawfish), 930 nucleotides long. RefSeq names its product G protein-coupled receptor 142 (gene gpr142). Gene Ontology annotation, biological process: G protein-coupled receptor signaling pathway. The record is from RefSeq and is a predicted model, not a curated record. Gene Ontology annotation, cellular component: membrane. The transcript has 3 exons. Gene Ontology annotation, molecular function: G protein-coupled receptor activity. The coding region runs from base 1 to 930 and encodes 309 amino acids. Lineage: Eukaryota; Metazoa; Chordata; Chondrichthyes; Rhinopristiformes; Pristidae.
AUGGUUGAAGUGCACAAUAGCACAUCCCCUGACCUCUGGGGGGAAGGAGAUGAAUCAGAGAGAUCACCAUGUGUGCUAGGAGCCAUUCCAAUCAUUUACUACAGCGCCUUGCUCUGUUUGGGUUUACCAGUAAAUAUUCUGAAUGUAAUUGUCCUCUCACAUCUGGCCGUCAAGACACAGAAGUCCUCCUAUUGCUACCUCCUUUCCCUUUCUGCUUCCGACAUCCUCACUCAGUUCUUCAUCAUCUUUAUCGGCUUCAUCCUGGAGACAGCCAUUCUCCACCGGAAGAUUCCUGCCACAAUGGUACACACCGUCAGCGUCCUGGAGUUUGCAGCCAACCACGCCUCCAUUUGGAUUACAGUAGUGAUGACAAUUGACCGAUAUUAUGCCCUUUGCCACCCUCUGAAAUACCGCAUGGUGUCAUACCCAGAACGCACCCACAAAAUAAUAGCGGUGGUCUUUAUAAUGUCCUUAAUCACAGGCAUUCCAUUUUACUGGUGGUCUGAUCUGUGGCGAGUCAGUAACCCACCCACCGUUUUGGACCAAGUACUGAUAUGGAUGCACUGCUUCAUCAUAUACUUCAUUCCAUGCACAAUAUUUCUGAUAGUCAAUUCAAUGAUCGUCUACAGGCUGAAGAAGAAGAAAGCUCUGGCAAACCGCUCGGGGAAGACCACAGCUAUUCUUCUCUCUGUUACUACUGUUUUUGCCAUCCUUUGGGCACCCAGGACCGUGGUCGUUAUUUACCAUCUGUACGUUUCAUCAGUUAACAAGAACUGGAAGGUCCACCUAAUGCUCGAUCUGGCCAACAUGCUGGCCAUGUUGAGCACAGCGGUCAACUUCUUUCUGUACUGCUUUGUAAGCAAGCGAUUUCGCGUAACGGUGAAGGAGGUCAUGCUUCUGCAAGGAAAUGUUCAUCCAUUUUACAGCUGA